AUAUAUUAUAAAUAUAUAUAGUGCAUUGUGUAUAAUAAUUAUACAUACAUAACACCCAAUCUGUGCUAUAUUUUCUCCACCUACCAAAGUGUGUAUAGUGAAUUAAUAUUGUUUUACAAUGGGAAAAGACCAGGAUUUAACCAACGCGAUAAAAAACCAGGAUAUUUCAACUAUCCAGAAAAUCUUAACCAAGGCUGUGAGGCCGGUUAAAAACAAUGGCAACAAAAUGCGGACUUUGGAGAGGAAAUCCUUAGAACUUAUCAACUCGAAAGCAAAAUUCAACGUUAAUUAUCAAGAUGCAGAUGGAGUAUCAUAUCUACAUCAUGCUGCACUUAUGGGCAACACAGAGGUUUUAAACCUACUCCUGCAAACUGGAAUUGAUGUCACUCUUAAAGACAACAAAGGCAUGAUAGCAUUACACUAUGCUGCUUGGCAGGGUAAAGUUGAACCAGUGCGACUCUUACUUGAACAUGGCUCUCCUGUUGACGAGAAAGCCGAUGAUGGUGGUACGGCUCUCCAUCUUGCCUCUCAACAUGGUCAUUAUGAUGUGGUGAACAUGUUAUUGGUGCAACAUGCUGACCCACGCAUUGUAAAUAACGCACAUCGUACACCAAUAGACUCGGCCUGUGAAUUCGGUCGAUUUCGGGUGGUGGAACUCCUUAUAAAAAGCAGUCAAUGUCAAGAACUUUUGAAGGACCAGGCAGACGACAUGGUUGAUAAUGAACAUACCACUUGCCUCCAUUUAGCUGCCAGGAAUGGACACACAGAUAUCGUUAAACUUCUCAUCCAAAAUGGUGUUAACAUAAACCGCUGUACCCUGCAGGGAACUUGUCUACAUGCUGCUGCACUCUUUGGAAAAAUCGAUGUUGUUCGCCUACUUCUUGAAUGUGGUGCCGAUGUCAACCAAUCUAACUCCUAUGACCAGACAGCCCUUGACAUCGUCAAUCGGUUCACCACGGUACGAGCUGCUAAGGAAUUGAAAGCUUUGUUGAAAGAAGCAAGUUUUGCUGUGAAGGCUCGUGCCAUUAAAGAACACUCAAACCAGUAUGACAUCCAUGGACUUGCUUUCAAGGAAGGGGAAUAUAUUAAGGUGCUCGAACAGAAAGCCGACGGAAUAUGGAAAGGAUGUGUAAUUCAUAAUGACAGGAUGUCCAAGCCUGGCUAUUUCCCUGCUGACCAUGUAGUUUUAGUGGACAGUCAAUCUCACUCGUCAUCUCACUCGUCAUCACACAAUCAUAUCAACACCAAGACUCCCCCGCUGGUUCCUGCUACCGGCAUUCAAGUGCCUGAUCUUCUCAAUCGCAACAGUUUGGCUUACGGGACCACAAAACGAACCACAUCAGAUGGGAGUGGAAGUGAUGAUACGUAUCCCUUUCCUCCACCCCCACCAUCACCCAGCGCCAUGACAUCCAAUCAGUCACAUGAUAAUGUAUUCAUCGACACAAACCAUAUCUCCUCCCCACCAUCUUGUACAGGAAAUGUGCCUUGUCAGCCGAUCCAAGCUCGAGUGAUUGUCAAUAACCAACUGGUUAGUGACCAUGUCGGAGACUGGCCAAAUUUGCAACAUAACCACUUCAACGGGGACAUAAGAACAACGACAAAAGACAGUCCAAUAAAUAGUAACCGCAACUCUUCAGCGUCCACUGAUAGUGGGCGUGGAGUCAGUACAGUACAGCUGGACACUGCUGUACCAAUUAAGAAUCACCACAAUUUUGUAAACAUACAAAUCAAAGCACAGCAUCGAUUAUCAGGGCAGAGUUACGAGUCGGGUGUCUCGUCUCGUCAAAGUUAUCACAGUACGUCGAGCUCAAGCGUAGCUAGUCUUGAUCAACUUGAAGAGGGCAGGUACUCAAGCCAAGCCAACGUGGCGGACCUUUUCAAAACUGGCCUUUCAGAUUCGGAGAUUCUUCUAACUUGGUUAAGAGAUCUUCGUUUUGAAGGCUAUUACGAUAAUUUUGUAUCGGCAGGUUACGACAUGCCGACUAUAUCUCGAAUGACGCCGGAGGAUCUCACGGCCAUUGGGAUCACCAAGCCAAGUCAUCGGAAACGGUUGAAAGCUGAUAUAUCUCGUAUGAACAUCUACGAUGGUAUUCCUGACUACAAACCUAACGAUCUGCUGCAGUGGUUAAAACUGCUGAAUCUGGAUUACUACCAUGAUACGUUGCUAAGUCAGGGUUAUACCACAAUCGACCAGGUUACCGAGAUUACUUGGGAAGAUCUUGAAGAGAUUGGUAUUAAACUCUUAGGCCAUCAGAAAAAGAUCAUCCUGGCCAUCGACCGCCUAAAACGAAUUAUGGCUGGUACUAAGCGCUUGUCUUCUUUAGAGCAAAGGUCACCCUACAUUGAGCCUCUCGAACCUCCUGCGAUGAAUAUGUCGGGCCAGUGGUCACUCGACACGGGUAGCAACAGUUCUUCGGACACUACCCUGACCUUGACUCGGCCUAAAAAAUCGACAUCCGGUGAAAGUUUGACCGAAAUGCACCCAUUUCAUCCAUACCGGGAGAAAGAGGGCAGCAGUGGCGACCAAACACCCACCUCAUCCAGUCCUGGCAAUCUCCCUCCAGAUUACGUAGCCAUUCAAGUGAAACGCUCAUUGUCAAACAACAGUUCGAGUGAUAUGUCUCCUAUUGUCGAAAGCACGGACAUGACUGGUCAGCCAAUAACUUACCAAUCAUUUCAUAUACCUUCUUCUAAUAAGAGAUGCUCUGAUGUCAUUGAGGAAAAAUUCCCAGGUACCAACGGUCAGUUGAUAAUAGAGGACACCCUCAGUGAUAAUGUCACUCGUCCUUCGGCCACAGUCUCCCCUCGAGUCAUGGUGAAACCAAAACCUGUAGCCAAGAUCCCUGCUAAGUCUAAACAGCAAGGGCGUGAAAUGUCCCCCGAUUUAUUGGACGAAAAACACAGUCGUGAGUUAGCUGUGGAAGCAUUGAAGAGUUUCAACACAAUGAAAUCUUGUAGUCAAAGUCACGAGCAUAUUUAUGAUCAGCCUGUCGUUAAUCUUCCUAAAUCACCCAAACCACUGGUUUUACCAAAGUCUGUUAGUCUAAACAACAACACCUCCAUCUCAACCGGCUGCGAACCAUUAAGUCCCAUGAAACCAGAUGCUGACGACUACUAUCCACCAAUCGCGACAAAGCCAAAGAAGGUGCCACCCCCACCACCUCCGAAGCGAAGUAACUCAAUGCGUGUAGAGGGACCGAAAUACAACUUACCCAACCGACGCAGUGAACCGGCUACCCCUAUCUGUAUGGCUGACUCGUUGUCAAAAUCACUGCCCAACUCCACAACACACCACGAAGAAUUUGCAAACUGCGUCAAAACUUUGUCAGAGCGUUUCGGCAAGAAUAUGGGCAAUGCCGAUGCCCAAGACUCAUCAUCCAAUGAAAGCGAUGAAAUGCCUCCUCCCCCUCCUCCACUUGCCAUGGAUAUUAUCACCCCAAGACUUCAUAACUAUGGCAUUCCUUCCAAGGGAGGUCGACCCACUAUGGAUCUUUCCAGCAACAAUCCACCUUCCAGGCUAAAAAAAGACACAUGCCCCAUCCUGAAAGAGAAACCAGCAUUUUUGAUGCAAAAAUUUCCAAUUAACGAGAAGAUAAUUGAGGAUCCCCCAGCCCCUAUGGCACUACCAACCUCCACUCUAGAUAAGAGCAUCCCAGAACAAGAAGAGUUUGUGGCAAAGCGAAAGGAUUCUACAUUGAGCGUGGAAUCAAACAGUUCCAACUCGAGUGUGGAAUCUAACACUUUGCCGUUCGCUAACGAAAACAUCGGUACGAUAAAGCAGAAGAAUUCUCCUGCGGCGCUGAAGCUAAUUGAAGGACUCCAAGCAGAUUUUGAUUUGACAGACGUCGAUCAUGACAACAUUGGUAUUCGCUCCAACAGCACUUCACUCACAAGUAGCUCAAUCGAAAGGACACAUGCAAAAUUAAACGAUGAUGCUAAUGAUGAACCUCCCCAGCGGCCUCCUUUGCCAAAGAAGUAUGAAGCUUCAGCGUCGCCGAUUAUUGCACCGAAACCCAAACUCAGACCCACACCCCCGCCUGUAGAACCCAAGAAGCCCGUGGAACCGCCACCCAAACCUGCCAAACCUGCUACCACAGAGACAGGGAAUGUUCUACAUGACAUAGACAACAUGCUACAGAACCUCACCGAAGAACUCGAUGCUAUGUUGGAACUAAGUUAAGAGACGUUGCCUUCGCCAUUGUCCAUCUCCACGUACCACGCAUACCGACACUCACACACCUCUCCACUUGAACCGUUAUUAUUCCAGACCACCACCACUUCUACUUUUACUAUUGUUGCUGCUGCUACUGUAUUUCAUUAUUAUUAUUAAUAUUUAAAAAGUGGUGGUAGAUUGACAUUUAUAUAUAUGUAUGUAUACACACACAUGAAACGUGUGUAUGCAUAUAUAUAUAUAUAUAUGCAUACAUACACACAUACAUUAAAGCUUGGAUUGAAUAUCUUGUGGUAUUUAGUUACGUCCCUUUAUAUUCAGACUUUGAAACUCGCCAUGGUCGACUUUUAUCUUUUAUUCGUUUAUGGUUAACGAAAUAAUGUACCAGUUGUAUUCUGGUGUCAACUUGAUCGACUUAAUUAACUCCCCUCCUUUCCCAAAUUUCUGGCCUUGUGCCUGUUAGAAAUGUUAAUAAUAAUAAUAACCAUUAUUAUUAUUAUUAUUAUUAUUAUAUUAUGAAAAAAAAAUUUUUUUUUUUUUUGUUAAUUCCAACAGCUGCUCUUGAACUUAGAAACAAGCUGUGUCUGGGCUAAUAUUUAUUUUUUAUUUUUAUGGUUUGUUUGUAAAAUUUUUUUUUUUUCAAAUUUGUCGUAAAAUUUUACAAAUUAUUAAGUCAUGUGGAACAACAUUUAAGAUUGGAAAAAAAAAAUUUUUUUUUUUAAAUUCUUUUUCGGGCGAUGAACACAUGUGAAGCGUGACAAUGUGCAACUGCUCAAACAUGGUGAUUUCAUCAUUGCCAUUUAUCAUCAUCAUUAUCAUCAACAUUAUCAGUUAUCAUAAUCACUACUCCCACCAUCAUCAUCAUCAUCAUUGAUAGUAGCAUCACACGAAUAGCAUUUAGUUUUUAAACGUUUACGAAGGAAUUUUUUUUUUUUUUUGUGUGAUGUCUUCUACCUCACAGAACCUCCACACACCUACUACCACUACUACUACUAUUAUUAUCAUUACUAUUAUUAUUAACCAGAAUUCAUGCCAAAUAAUGGUUUCUCUCCUCCAGCUAGUCCCCUAAACCAAAAUCCCAUGUUCCCCCACCAUUGUAUAAAUUAUAGAAUUUUUUUCUCAUUUAUUUUUUUCCGUUUGUAAAUCUUUUGUAAAUGUAUCUUGGCUCUUAAAAUACAAAAUUGUGGGUGAAAGUAAAUUUGGAUAUGUAUAUAUGGGUGUGUGUGUGUAUGUAUGUAUGUAUAUAUAUAUAUAUAUAUGUGCAUUCACACGUGGUUGCAUGAAUGUGAAUACAUGUAUGUAUGUGUAGAGACACAUGUAUGUGCGUGUUCUUAGAUGUAUAGUUUGUUGUAUGCAACGCUGGUAAAAAAAAAAAAAAAGAGAAUAAAAUGGUGCACGCUGCCAUGCCAUGCCAUGCCAGUGUAGGUUAGUAAUUUAUAAACAAGAAUACAAGCGAAUAAUCAAUAUUUUAUCUCAUUGACGACCUUGUUUUAUUAACUGUUGUUCUUGUUGUUUUGCAACCCCCCUGUCAGAUGUAUGUGAGUUUUGGACGUAGCGAGAGAGCUUGUUUGGGAACUUUUGAAAAAAAAGAAAAAAAUUCAUUCCCAAUAAGACACACAAAAAGACAAAAAAUAAUAUUAAAAAAAAAACACAAAAAAAGAUAAAAAUCUUUCUUCUCUAUAAAAAAAAAAGAAACAAAAAACUCCAAAUGGGGAUUGAAAUAAUUUAUUGGCAGUUGCUGACAUUCUUCACGUGUCUGAGAGAAAGUCAUAUAAAUGCCACUCCUUUCUUACUAUUUCCUAAUAUUUCUGAUGAUACCUUUCCCUUCCGCAGUUCAAUACAAAACAGGACAAGCUUAUCACCUCUCUUUGGAGCCCUCUCCCCCACCCCUCCGCCCAUCGUCCCACCCACCUUUAAAUGUGAAUUUACAUCAGGUGAUGCAGUCAACCACGACAUCUUUCCCUUCUAAUCGGCAGUCAGUUGGUCACCCGGAACAGCUAACUCUCAGCAGUGUUUAGUUUAAUGAAAAUCCUCUUUCUCUUCUAACACAUUUAGGCAUUCGCAGUUACAAUACAUAUAUAUAUAUAUAUAGGUAUAUAUAUAAAAUAAAUAAUAUUGCUUUUGCUUCAUCAAAUUUGGUUCUGUUAUUAUGAGACACUAAGCAACUUUUGAAUUGCUUCCAACCAUUCAAAUUUUACUCUUGAGCAAUUAUGGUGAGUGUAACCUUGAGCAAGGCACUUAAGGUCUACUUGCUCUAGUUUUGAUUUGACUGAUUAUGAAACAGGUCCCGCCUUCCUCAUACUUUUGUUUUUACUUUAUAGCCAGGUGGUUAAGUAGACAGGUCAUUCAGCAACAAAACCACUUGCUCCAGUGUGCAUAUAUAUAUGUAUAUAUAUAAAAAUGAGGGAAUAUUAUUCCAAACUUACAGGGAAAAAUUCAAUUUAGAAAUACUAAAUCAAAUUUCACAAAAUAUAAUAUAUAUAUAUACUCACAUACACACACACAAAUAUACAUAUAUAAACUUAAUCAUUAGACUAGGAUGUGAACAAUUCCCAAGAAAUUUUCAGAUUUAUUCAUAAUUUUAUUGUGACAUACAGUUUUUUUCCAGCCACUGAAAGAGCUCUGCAGAAAAAAAGUGAAUGCUCUAAAUCUGCAGAGAGCUUGUAGUAAUGGAAACAAACUGAAAAAAAUUGUGAAUAAAUGUUAUAAAAAUCUAUAUAUACAGACCCUUCCCAAGCAUGCAUAUAGCAAAGUGUAUGUGUGUGCAUGUAUAUAUAUAUAUAUAUAUAUAUUGUAAAUUAAUUCUACAAAGUGAAUGUUCUGUUUUGCAGAUUGCUUGUAAGAGAGAUCUUUAUAUUAUAAGUAAAAAAGGUCAUUUUUGCGGAAAAGUUAGUAAGAAUUGCAAUGUUGCUCUCUCUGAUGACUAUCGUGCUUCAAGUUAAUGUAGCUAUAUUCUAUAAUUCCUGUGUGAUCGACAUAAUUUGUGCACAUCCAGCUUUUUCUUCUUCAUUUCAAUUCUUUUGUCUUAUUUCGUUUCAGAGAAACAUGAGGUCAUAAGACUUGUUUUUUGACAUCUUAAACACCUAUGUAUGUAUGUGUGAGAUAUAUAUAUAUAUAUUCGCGUGUGUAUGUUAAAAGUAUGUAUGAAGAUACAAAAUACUGGUUAAGCUAGUUCUAAAAGCUUGUAACUUUGGUCCUCUCACUUAUGUACAUAUCUUGUAUUCAUCUGUGUUUGAACAGAAGGCCACUUGACUUACGUAUGCAUACAAGAGUGCAUACAUGUGCACACAGACACACUGUUGACUACUGUCGUGUAUAGUAGUUGUUGCAGGUAAACUCUGGGCUGCACCAACUGUCCUGGCAUCAUGUAAUGCAACAUUUUAAUUUGCAGGGUUUAAUUUUAAGAGCAUACUGAAAUCACAGUAGCGCUUUAUAUGGGGUGGCAACAAAGCCUUGUAUGAUAACGUCCACACCAAACCAUCCCAGCAAUUGUUUUCGUGAGGUUGAAACUUCUUAAAAUUCAAUGCAAGACUUUCUAUCAUAUAGUAUUUGUUACAAACAAAGUGAUAAAAACUCAAUACUUGUAAUAGAGUAAGUAUAUUUUUUAUUAAGAGUGACUAUUGUGGCCAUUCCUACUGUUUUGAUCUGGCCAGGCGGUCCAGUCCUAUGAUGGCAUUUUAAAGAAUAUUGUGCAUAUGAGUGAGUGUGGAUGAAGUAUGAACAGGAUAUUUAAUUACUGGGACGUGCCUGUUAGCUUUUCUAGUCACAACUCUCUUGGAACGCUUGACCUCGGCAUUAACAAAAGUAUCAGCAAUUACCGUUCUUCUAUGUCUUAGAAACAAACUGUACCUAUUUAGAGCUGGGUAACUUGAUGCAGCUCAGUAGCUUUGUCACAGAGACUAUUGGCAGCAUUAUUUGCAUAUAAUGCACUGAACCAUUCAGCUGAUUGACCAACAUCCUGUUAUCUCGGUCAUAUGUGCCUGUGUAAAUAAAUGUAAUUCAAAUAAUUAAAUCAAUAAUUGUUAAUAUGACAAAAUGUAUUUUGUCAGAAUAACAAUUAUGGAUUAAAAAUUUUACUGCCUCUCAGAUUUAUCAUUGAGAUCUUUAUUCUAAGUGGCUGGACAUACCUACUUUGGAACCAGUCACCCCUGGAAUAAAUAUAUAAUUAUACAUACCUAGACAUUGUAUGUAGCAUAACUUGUAUAUAUGGUGGACUAACUAAAUAGGGCACAAGUAUCUUCAACUUCAAGGUACCUUGUUUAAUUGAUACAAAUAAUUCUCUCGUCAUAUAAUGCCUGCUCUGUCUGUAUCUCAAUAGAUGUUUGUGUAUGUCACAUUAUUUUGAGAAAUACCAGUUAUGUAUUGGAAGGUCUUUUCAAUUGAUUAUAUGUAUAUGUGUAUAUAUAUAUAUAUAUAUAUACACCCUUCCUUCUAUCUAUAAUUUACAGUUUUGUGUCAGUCAAUGUGAAGUCAUCAUGAUUGGGGCAUGUUGGUGCAUACACAGAAUAUAAUACGGCAAAGUUUUUUUCCAAUACGAAAUAAUCCUAUGUAGAGUGAUCUCAUGCUGAAUGUAAUAACUCACAUAUACCAUUUUUACUUUCGAUAAUUUUUCAACGUAUUGGGGGAAAUGUUAUUUUGAAGAACAACCUGUGGAGAACGUGGGAUAGAGAUCUGGUGACACCCUGACAAUUUCAAUUGAUCCUGGGUAUAUGAAGCUGAUGCAGUAAGCACCUGGGUAGUUCAUAUUAGUGCAAAUUAAGUAAAAUGCAUUUCUUGCUUCUGGCAACUUCCUUCUUUCUCUGAGAAAAAAAAAAAAAACUUUUCUACAACCACCCAAGCCAUGCUAUUAUUACCUAACUCAAUCUGCAUAAAUCUCAGUGUAUCAGUUCUUGGGUUGUGUCGCUGUCACCUUCCUAUCCUUUACAUAAUGUUUCGCCUCCGCCAGCUUUGCUAUUUAUUUCUGCUUCUCUAUAAGCAGAUUAAAAGUGAUCUAUAUAAUUAUGCAAUGGUUAGCUUAAUCUAUUGGCUUUAUAAAUUAGCUGUAAAAAAUUAAAAGCAAAAAAAAAAAAAAGCACAAAUAAAAUAGACCAGCCACACUGACAGCCUUAAGAAA
Octopus sinensis (East Asian common octopus) is the source of this 9284-nucleotide messenger RNA. RefSeq names its product caskin-1. Lineage: Eukaryota; Metazoa; Mollusca; Cephalopoda; Octopoda; Octopodidae. The record is from RefSeq and is a predicted model, not a curated record. Gene Ontology annotation, molecular function: protein binding. The transcript is spliced from 21 exons. Bases 119 to 4180 code for a protein of 1353 amino acids.